AGCGGAGCUGUGCAUAAAGCCAACUGUCUGCAAAUGUCAGGUUAUUGUCUUAGUUUUGUAUUCUUUUAUUACUGUGCCAGUUCAAAGCAACAUGUGUAUAUUGUGGUCAGUGACUGCAGUUUCAUGUUUAACUAAGCUGCAUGACUGGGUCAACAUCAAUCCAACCUUUGACCUUGUGUACCUGACUGUGACAGAUGUGAAUCUCACAUGUUGGCAAAGAGAGUUCCCCCGCUCCAGAGCUUCCUGUUGAGGUUUUCCCGGACCGCCAGUCACCUUGCCAGACACAAGUAUGAUGUCAUUGUGGUGGGUGGGGGGCAUGCGGGGACGGAGGCGGCAGCGGCAGCAGCUAGAGUGGGAGCUGAGACCCUCCUCGUGACCCAGAAAAUCCACACCAUUGGUGCCCUGUCCUGUAACCCCUCUUUGGGAGGAGUAGGGAAGGGCCAUCUUGUGAAGGAGGUGGAUGCUCUGGAUGGGCUGUGUGGGCGAGCAGGGGACUGGGCUGGGAUCCACUUCUCCAUCCUGAACCGCAGGAAAGGCCCUGCCGUGUGGGGCCCGCGGGCCCAGCUGGACCGCGAGCUCUAUCGCCAGUUCAUCCAGUCGGAGCUGCUGUCCACCCCCAGGCUGACGGUGUUGGAGGGUUCUGUGGAGGAGCUGCUGCUGACGGAGCCCGACCCGGAGGAGCCGGGACACCACCGAGUCACUGGGAUACGUUUGGCAAAUGGAAGCCAGCCUGUCUCAGCCAGCUCCGUGGUACUCACCACUGGUACUUUCCUGUCUGGUUCCCUUUUUAUGGGCCAGACCACUUCCCCGGGGGGCAGGAUCGGAGAUGCCCCGUCGAGUGCCGGGCUGUCCCACACGCUUCGGGAGAGGUUGGGGCUGAGGGUGGGCAGACUGCGGACCGGCACCCCUCCCAGGAUUGUGAAGGAUUCGGUCGACUUUUCCCUGGCCUCCCUUCAUGCCCCUGACAAACAGCCCACACCGUUCAGCUUCCUCAAUACUCACACACGCUGCAAGCCUGAAGAGCAGCUGCCCUGCUACCUGACCCAUACUACACCUGGUGUGGAGAAGGUAGUGAGAGAGAGUCUUCACCUCAACUGUCACAUACAGCAGGACACUAAGGGCCCCAGGUACUGCCCCUCCAUCGAGUCGCGAGUGCUUCGCUUCCCAGGUCGACGGCACCAGGUGUGGCUGGAGCCAGAGGGGUUGACCUCUGACCUUUUGUAUCCUCAGGGCCUGUCCAUGACCAUGCCCCCCGACGUGCAGCUCUGCCUCAUUAGAGAAAUCCCGCCCCUGCACCGGGCCGAAAUCCACACACCUGGUUAUGGUGUGCAGUAUGACUUUGUGUGCCCCACUCAGCUCAGCCCCGCCCUGCAGGUGAAAAGCACCCAGGGUCUGUUUCUAGCUGGACAGAUCAACGGAACAACAGGAUACGAGGAGGCUGCUGCACAGGGCUUGUGGGCGGGGGUGAACGCGGGGCGCUGGGCUCUCUCCAUGCCUCCAGUGGCGCUGUCACGAACAGAGAGUUACAUUGGAGUUCUCAUUGACGAUCUGGUGAGCCGGGGCGUCACAGAGCCGUACCGCAUGUUCACCAGCCGAGCUGAGUUUCGAACGUCCCUGAGGCCGGACAACGCUGACCUCCGCCUCACCCUCAAAGGGUUUGAGGAGGUGGGAUGUGUGUCCUCCUUACGCUACCAGGAAGCUGUGAGAGUGAGGGACAGUCUCCAAGACGCACUGGCAGCCCUGCAGUCUCUGGUUCUGCCUACGAGUAGCUGGAAAAAAAUACUGGGCGACGUCGGUAUCAGUGAGACCAAGAACAGCAUCCUGAAUGGUAUGGAUUUGUUGCAGUACAACAACGUGUCCUUUGAAAUGUUGGCAUCUGCGUUCCCAGAGCGCUUUUCGCCUCACUUGGAAUUCUCACAAAGACUCGAGAUCGAGGCCAUAUACAGGCCACACUGUGACCUGCAGAGGAAAGAGAUGGAGAGAAUCCAGAGGGAGGAGAGCCUGUCUCUUCCCCCGGACAUGGAUUAUUUGUCUUUGCCGGUGUCUCUGUCCCAGGAAGUCAGAGAGAUCCUGGACAGAGUACGACCCAGCACUCUUGGUGCUGCGACACGUUUGCAAGGGAUGACACCUGCUGCAGUCGUCCAGCUCCUCAGCUAUGUCCACCAAACAGGAAAGAAGGAGAGACGAUCUCACAGAAACCAAUUAGACCAAAAGGGGAGGGAAGAGGACGGGUGCACAAGAAAUGUAGUUUUGCCACAGUGAAAUGAUGACUAUUUAAAACGGUUUGUAAAAAACUCUGUAUUUCUGAAAAUGUACAAAAAUGAAAUAAAGUUAUUUUAGGAAAA
This is a messenger RNA of Myripristis murdjan (pinecone soldierfish), 2345 nucleotides long. RefSeq names its product mitochondrial tRNA translation optimization 1 (gene mto1). NCBI's taxonomy places the organism in Eukaryota, Metazoa, Chordata, Actinopteri, Holocentriformes, Holocentridae. Gene Ontology annotation, biological process: tRNA methylation; tRNA wobble uridine modification. Gene Ontology annotation, cellular component: cytosol. The transcript is spliced from 12 exons. Bases 208 to 2262 code for a protein of 684 amino acids. Gene Ontology annotation, molecular function: flavin adenine dinucleotide binding. The record is from RefSeq and is a predicted model, not a curated record.